AUGGCGACGGUGGGAAGAAACAUAGCAGCACCAUUACUGUUCUUGAAUCUGAUCAUGUACACUAUUGUACUUGGUUUCGCUAGUUGGUGUCUCAACAGAUACAUCAACGGCCAAACUCAUCACCCAAGCUUUGGAGGCAAUGGAGCAACAUCCUUCUUCUUGACGUUUUCGAUUUUAGCAGCGGUUAUAGGCAUAGCAUCGAAGCUGGCGGGAGCUAACCAUAUAAGGUUCUGGAGGAAUGAUAGUCUUGCAGCCGCAGGCUCUUCCUCUCUAGUUGCAUGGGCCAUCACUGCUCUUGCCAUGGGGUUGGCAUGCAAGCAAAUAAACAUAGGAGGAUGGAGAGGGUGGAGGUUGAGGAUCAUUGAAGCCUUUAUCAUAAUCCUAACGUUCACACAGUUGCUUUACGUCUUGCUGAUCCAUGCUGGUGUAUUCAGCAGCAAGUAUGGUCCUGGUUAUAGAGAUCGUGACUACGCUACAGGUCAAGGUCAUGGACCUCAUGGUCAUGUACCUGGCACUCAUGCAGGCGAGCACAAAGCUGGUGUUGGAACAACCACUAUGGCCGUUUAG
This is a messenger RNA of Eruca vesicaria subsp. sativa (arugula), 567 nucleotides long. NCBI's taxonomy places the organism in Eukaryota, Viridiplantae, Streptophyta, Magnoliopsida, Brassicales, Brassicaceae. The record is from the annotation of a GenBank genome assembly.